AUGCACAGUGCUGGUGAUGAUCGAACAAAGAGUGAUCAUACUCCGUCGGUCAGCCAUCCAGACCACUCGAUUAUUUUGAUAGAUAGUGACAAGGAGGAAGACGCUUCUAUCCGCGAGGCAAACUUGCCAGUGAGGUUGUAUCCAGACAGAAGAGUAGGGAGACGACGUGAUGCUCUGAAUAGAUUUAUUAGAUCGGAUACAGCGGAUGCGACUCCUCAGAGGAUUAAUACAACAGUACGUUCAGAUUGCCCCGACACUCAAAAUGAUAUUGAUGACGUAACCAUAAUACGAGAAGUUGGGCGGUUUUUCGGGGAUGAUGGGCCCAUUGAUCCCUCUGCGCACUACGUUGAUCUUGACCAAGAACCAGGCUCUGAAACAGUAGAAACUCCAAGAAUAAUACAAGUAAAUAAUACGAAUGGGUAUUUAAAUGAAAAUUCUAACGAGAACAAUAACGAUAACGAUAAUGAUAACGAUGAUGGAUUGACAAUAGUUGAAGAGAGGACAACGCGACCUAGAAUAACGCUAAAUCUGCCGGGCGGAGAAAGGCUUGAGGUGAACGCAACGCCAACAGACAUACCGACACGCAGGUCGUUUGAGUUUCAAGAAGACUUGGCUGCAUCACGUAGGCAGCUCUUAAGAAGAAGUGCAGCACGAGCUCGUAAUUUGUUUGUGGAACGGUCUGACGAAGAUGAUGAAAACGAUGAAGAAUGGACGGAAAAUACCAAUGACUUGCCUGAAACUAUUCAAAGGGCUCGUAGAGAGAGCCAUAUGCGAAUGAGCCGAAGGGUUGCAGAAAGACAGCAUAGAAUAAGAGCACAACAACAGAGGAUGGUGAGUAACGACAAUAUGGGUACAGGUAUUAGGCUGCAGUCAAUCAGAGAACGGAUUCAAGCGUAUGUCCCAGACAUUCGCAGUGCUUUUCAUCAUGCAGAAUCACUACAUGAGUUCAGGUCCAUUCUACAAAAUGUUGCUCCAGUUACCUUGCGAGAAUGUGAGGGAGAGCUAAUGGCAUUAUUUACUGAAUUUAGAAACCAACUUUUACAAAACUGGGCUAUUGAUAGAGUUAGAAACACACAGGAAGAGGCUUUAAGGCUUCAUCGGGAAGCAUUGGAAGGACAAGAAAGAGUAGCCAGAGGAGCUUUCCAUCAUGGGGGGCCGUAUCGUGAAUCGAUUUCGAGCUAUCUAAACUUCAAUGGUGAGGAUGGCUUCUUAACUCGUCUGUGGGGUGGUCCGGUACUAAAUGAAGCUGAUGAAGAGCGCCACACUCAAAAUAUUAUUGAUAUGAUUCAAGAGAGAGAAGAACGAGAACGAGACGUGGUUAUGAAGAACUUAAUGAACAAGACCAAAGCCCAGCAGGAUGAAUUUGAAGAGAGAGCGGCAAACUUGCCUGAAGGAUAUAGUGCUUCAUUUGAUACCACACCAAAGAUGAAAUUAGAUAUCAUGAAGAAUGGGAAGGAAGAAACUAUCACUGUUUUAGACGAUGAUCUGGCCAAAACCCUGGAAGAUAUUUCAGUAUGCUGUUUAUGUGGCGUAGAAUUGGGUGUAGGAAUACCGGACGAUUUCACUGGGAUGAGCCAAAAAGAUCGUGGCAUUUCAUUUGAAGGGUUAGUAUCGAGAUACAAAUUUCAUUGCCCAUACCAAACUUUAGCGAGACCGUCAGUAUUGGAUAGAGAUUUAUCAAAGCGAACAUUUGUUGCAUCCUGUGGCCAUACAUAUUGCGGCAGGUGUUACGCCAGAAUUGACAAUGCAAAGAAGAAAUCUAAAUCCCCCAAAAAGAAAUUGGCCGAGCUGAAAGGUUCAGCUCAUCCUGAUAACUAUGGGCCCAAAUUAUGCCCCGCGGAAUCGUGCAAGAAGCUGAUUCGCUCAAGAGGAAGAUUAAAGGAGGUUUACUUUUAA
Molecule: messenger RNA, 1896 nt
Organism: Saccharomyces eubayanus
Lineage: Eukaryota; Fungi; Ascomycota; Saccharomycetes; Saccharomycetales; Saccharomycetaceae
Gene: SLX5
Product: SUMO-targeted ubiquitin ligase complex subunit SLX5
Exons: 1
Coding region: 1-1896 (631 amino acids)
Cellular component (GO): SUMO-targeted ubiquitin ligase complex
Molecular function (GO): ubiquitin-protein transferase activity
Source: RefSeq, a predicted model, not a curated record